Anoplophora glabripennis (Asian longhorned beetle) is the source of this 1230-nucleotide messenger RNA. RefSeq names its product testicular acid phosphatase homolog. NCBI's taxonomy places the organism in Eukaryota, Metazoa, Arthropoda, Insecta, Coleoptera, Cerambycidae. Gene Ontology annotation, molecular function: phosphatase activity. The transcript has 3 exons. The record is from RefSeq and is a predicted model, not a curated record. The coding region runs from base 33 to 1157 and encodes 374 amino acids. Gene Ontology annotation, biological process: dephosphorylation.
UAUAAGUACAUAUUUACACUUUCUUUUCGAAAAUGAGGGCACACUUGGGAGUGAUUUUCCUAAUUUUGGGCUUACAUCACUCUUAUGGUCUCCUAGUGAAGAACCUUAAGGACGAUACGGACGAACUUGUGGCAGUUACAGUGUUGUACAGAGACGGAGCCAGGAGUCCUUCAAAAUCGUUUCCAAAUGAUCCAUAUUACGAUCUGUCCUACUUCCCAAUGGGCUUUGGUCAGCUAACACAGUAUGGAAGAACGCAACAAUACGAACUAGGCCAGUGGCUCCGAAGUCGCUACAGCACCUUCCUCAGCGAGGACUACCACGUGGACGACAUCUACGUCCGAUCUACCGACACAGACCGCACCCUGAUGUCCGCUCUGGCGAAUCUGGCAGGUCUAUACCCACCCAAAGGCGACCAACUCUGGAACAAGGAUAUCCUGUGGCAGCCCAUAUCGGUCCACACGUUACCCACGAACGAAGACCAAGUCCUGUACAUGGAGAGGCCCUGCCCUAAGUUCAACCGCCUCUAUGACGAGGUGACCAAAAACCACUUCUUCCAAAGCAUGAACGAGGAGUUCGCGGACUUUUACGAGCAGCUUUCCAACCUAACCGGCUGGAAUAUCACCGAUGUCAGUUACAUCUACCAGUUGCACCAGGUCCUGGACAUUUACGCCAACUACGACAAAUCGUACCUACCAUCCUGGGCGUCCAAUUUGGACCAAGCUAAGCUGGAUUACCUAGCGGGUUUAUCCUUCAUCAGCUGGACCUUCACAGACGAACUGAAGAGACUGGGCGAUGGACCUUUCUUUGACAACCUCUUCAGCGGGUUUGACAAGGUGUUGGAUGAGACCCAACAAGCUCCCAAUUUCCUGAUGCUUUCCGGCCACGAAGGUACCAUAGGCUCAGUGUUAAACGGAAUGGGGCUAUUUGACUAUAAAGUACCAGACUUCGCUUCUACCCUCAUCUGGGAAGUGAAGAAAAGCUCUGAGGGAGAGCACUACGUCAAUAUGUUCUACAAAAGACACGGAACUGAAGUCGUGGAUCAACUGAAACUUUUUGAAUGCGACUACAAUUGCAAGUAUGAGACUUUCAAGUCGAUUUUGAACCCCAUCACCGUGGACUUAGCCACAUGGGACAAGGAAUGCGCAGAAACUGAUUAAAUAUCAAAAAUGUUAUAUGUAUAUGUAAUUACAAAUAUGUAGUAGAAUAGUAGAAUAAAGCAUUUUCAAUAUU